UCAUGAUCAGCCCGCAUACACUCUGCACCGCCUCGAGCUGCAAAAAGUAUUUAAGAUCUCACUUGCAUCCAUCCGGCUCCCCAUCCACCUCACCAUCUGUUCCAACUUGCCCCUCUUUAUUAUAACUCUCUCCAAGCGAUCCCUGCCAUCAAGGAAUUUUAAUUAACCAAUAUUACCCACCCGAUGUCCGGCUAUUCAACCCAGAACUACAAUGAACAACCACUACCAGUUGGCUGGAUCAAGGAAUGGGAUAGUAACCAUAACGCUUGGUAUUUCGUUGAUACCCGUCAAAAUCCGCCACUGAUCACCUGGAAUGAUCCACGUCAUUCCGCUCCACCACCACAAGGACCACCUCCAGCCGCAGGUGGUGAUCGUGGGUUGAUGGGAUCACUUGGCUCGAUGAUCUCAGGAAAACCACCCAAGAACCCAAACAAUUCGUACUCUCAAAACCCUCAUGGCCCUUACAAUAAUCAGUCGGCCUACCAAGCUCCCAUUCAACAAUACACCCCCGGCGGAGAAGCCAGCUCGUAUUACAACCAACCCGCCCCUCCAGCCAACUACCACCAAGCUCCACCACCACCACCAAACAAUGGUACCAAACCGGGAGGUGGAGGGGGCUUAGGGAGUCUGUUAUCGAAGAUCCCAGGCGGUGCUGGUGGUAGUGGUGGUAAUGGAGGGGGAGGUGCCGGAGCGAUGUUAUCGAAGAUACCUGGAAUGCUCGGCGGUGGGGGUAGUUCCUCAGGCGGCGGCGGUGGUGGUGGGGCAGGGGGCAAGACCAACCCCCUGCUUGCCGGCGCAGGUGGAGCGGCGGCGGCCGCACUGGCCGGAAAACUCCUCGGCGGAGGCCACAAAAAUUCCCAUCAUGGCGGCGGCCAUUCCGGAGGCCAUCACGGUGGUGGACUGAUGUCCAUGAUCCCUGGCCAACACCACGGUCAUCAUCACGGCCAUCAUCACGAAUGAUCGUCCCCUCUUUUG
Puccinia graminis f. sp. tritici CRL 75-36-700-3 is the source of this 975-nucleotide messenger RNA. RefSeq lists its product as uncharacterized. Bases 184 to 960 code for a protein of 258 amino acids. NCBI's taxonomy places the organism in Eukaryota, Fungi, Basidiomycota, Pucciniomycetes, Pucciniales, Pucciniaceae. Gene Ontology annotation, molecular function: protein binding. The record is from RefSeq and is a predicted model, not a curated record. The transcript is spliced from 3 exons.